Messenger RNA from Meloidogyne enterolobii, 330 nucleotides. The record is from the annotation of a GenBank genome assembly. Lineage: Eukaryota; Metazoa; Nematoda; Chromadorea; Rhabditida; Meloidogynidae.
UGUUUGAUGAAAAAUGGAAACAUAACAUUCAUCUCAACUAAAUUGUUUGGUGGAGUUAUGAUAAUAAUUUUCGGAGCCUACUUUUUUUAUUGUUUAAGAAAAAGAGCAAAAGCGAUAAGUACAAAUAUGCAAUCGAAUAUUGCUAGAAAUCAGUUAAAUAAAGUGGAGGUUUGUAAGAAUAAAAAUUAUCGAAAAAUAAUAAAUUCCCUUCAGCCAGAUACUCUAGUCAAGCUAAUGCUUUGUACAGAAAUAGGAUUGAAUUUCGCACCACAACUAACAAUUUUCAUCAUACAAUUGGUGAGCAGAUAUUAUUUUGUUUUAUGGUUUUAA